GUCGUGUGGAAGAUGGGGGACCCAUUCUAGGUAUGUUUACGUUCUCUCUCCACGUCUCUCUAUCCCAUCUGCCGUCGACACACCAACCCGUAGUGGACACCAAUCCGGAAUUCCGCUCUUCUCUUCAGCGAGGGUGCGAGAGGAGGAAAGCCCCCCCGACCCCUCUCAGUAAGGACCGAGUCAGGCAGGCGGGCCGAUAACGCGCCCCCCGGCCGAACAGCAUUUAUCUCGCGGGGGCCUGACGUUGCCUUGAACUUCGGAACCUGCUGUCGAAUCUCCCACAACCACAACACAACAUCCCGCUUCACCAUGUCGACUGCCGCUGAGCUCGAGGACCGUCUCGCGUACCUGGAAAGCCUCACGGACGGGCUUGCGAGUGCCCAAGACUUGGACACAGCCUGGAUCAUCUGGUGUGGCAUUCUCGUGUUUUUGAUGCAAGUGGGAUUCAGCAUGCUGGAGGUGGGCUCCAUCUCUCCCAAGAACACCAAGGCCGUCCUGAUCAAGAACCUGACAGAUGCUGCAUUGGGUGCAAUUUGCUGGUGGACCCUGGGGCAUGGGUUUGCUUACGGCAACGACGUUGGGGGCUUCAUUGGCACAGACAGUUUCGCUUUCAGCGGCAAUGCCACGCAUCAAGAGGAUGGCCAGGGAGCAGAAAUCGCGCAGUGGUUUUUCGAGUGGGCUUUUGCCGCGACGGCGGCAACCGUGGUGUCGGGUGCGGUUGCAGAACGGAUAAAAAUCGCCGCCUACGUCCAGCUCUCCGUCCUGAUCACCUUCUUGAUAUACCCUGUGGUUGUGCACUGGGUUUGGAGCGAAGGAGGCUGGGCGAGCCCUCGCCGCUGCGAAGACACCACGACCGCAGUUGACUACCAGCUGUGCAGGGAGGAGUCUCGAGGGCUACUGCUGGGUUGCGGGGCUACAGACUUUGCCGGCGCCGGAGUUGUUCACAUGACUGGAGGUAUGUGUGCGCUGGUGGCCGCAAAGAUAGUGGGGCCGAGGACGAAAAGGUUUCGGAACGGCAUCCCCAACCGAAUGCCGCAGCAAAGCCCCGCCCUGCAAACCUUGGGCGUCUUGAUACUCUGGGUCGGCUGGUACGGUUUCAACGGGGGCUCCGUGGGAUCAGUGUCGAACGGGAGGAGCCACUUGGUAGCCGCGGCUAUGGUGAACACUACAAUUUCGGCAGCCGCAAGCGUGCUUUCCGUGGGCCUGUGGCUGAAGAUCGCCUACAAAAAGGUCGACAGCGGACACCUCAACAACGGAAUUCUCUCUGGUUUGGUGGCCAUUAGCGCUAGCGGUUCGUUGGUGCAACCGGAAGGGGCGUUCAUCAUCGGGGCGGUGGCGAGCGCGUUCUACAUGCUCGGCACGGAGGGCCUAAAAUGGUUUAGGAUCGAUGACGUCGUGCAAGCUUCCGCCGUGCACCUCAUGUGCGGCGCGUGGGGAUUAGUAUCUGUCGGUCUGUUCAGCACAGGGAGCCGCUACCAAGACGUCUACAGCUACGGAAUCUUUUCCGACCCAGAACGAGAUGAACAGUGCUGUGGACUGCUGUACGGCUGCGGAGGGAAAGUACUAGCAGCAAACGUGAUCUUAAUUCUUUCCAUCUCUGGGUGGGUUGCGGCGCUGGCAUUCCUGGGGCUGUUAGUGAUAAAGAAAUCCGUGGGGUUACGGGUACCGCUCGUUGUGGAAGAGAUGGGAAUGGACAAAUCGCGACACACCCGCAGCAACAGAAACUCCACUGCCCUAAGGCGGGCCCUCCGGUCUGCAGCUGGGAAAGAUGAUCGGAGCACAGCUGCAUCAAGCCAUAGGCCAUCGUUCAAGUCGGCGCCUGUUGCCGCGAGCCCGCGCACGCUGGCGCCCGUGACUCUAUCACACUGGAAAGAAUAGCGGUGAUAGUAUUUUAAUUCGAACCUGCGAUUUCGCGCUCUGUUCUGUUUGGUGCCAGCCAUGGUGUUGAGUCGUGCUAGCAUUAUAGAUAUACAUGAUAUGCGGUACUGCUAUAGAGAAGAUGUCGAUCGAAAGGAGAGGUUUGAACGUCUCAUAUUUACGCCAAGCUCCUCUUGAGCACAAAGCUCCUCCUGAGCAAAAGGCCAAAGCUCUCCUCUUGUGAGCUCUAUUGUCCCUGGUAUAUCUUGAUUGGAUUGUGUGCCAUAUGUUCGAAGUGUUUCCUGCGUUUCGGUGUCGGGUUACUAUCGAGGACCUCAAGUGUUUCGAGCCACAUCAUUGUGUGUGUCGUGUGGAACGUGUGGGGAUUCGAUUGAACCCAGCAAGGUAAUACGUCGUAGUAGAAAAUACCCGAUAGUGAGGAGCGCAUUGCCGUUGCACAAGGCGUUAUACUGCAUGUUCGUGUGUUCAUUUCGUGGCGGAUGCUCCCCAUUCGAUACCGACGCGCCAAGAAUCUCCUAUUGGCAAUGUUAGCUUUUUUGCAGCAAGACGCUCCACGUAGCAGUUAACAUCCGCGAAAUGUCAUUUUCGUUCGCCCCCUACCUGGCUUGAAAAUAUCAACGUAGUUAACAGGCUAGGGUCUCCGGUGGAUUGGUAUAUAGAGGUUACAGUAGUUUGACACGUGUCGGGUUGAAAUUUCGGAUACGUUCGUUGUCGUGUACAAUGCAUUCACCUGAGCGAUAAAUCUGUCUGUUCUUUUCGAAGCGGUCAACGACAAUUCGAAGUAGACGUGGACGGGGGG
Messenger RNA from Ectocarpus sp. CCAP 1310/34, 2677 nucleotides. Lineage: Eukaryota; Phaeophyceae; Ectocarpales; Ectocarpaceae. The record is from the annotation of a GenBank genome assembly.